AUGGUUGAUGUUGGCGAACUCCUACAAUUAGCUGAAAAAAAAUUGUACCAAUUUGAGGAUGAUCGUCCUAUGAAGCGAAGGCGUAUAGAUGGCAGUGAUGAUCAUAAAAGUUUAGGUGCUUCAUCCAGUGGAAACAGCAGCUCCGCAGCUGCAGCUAUAACUAGUAGCACAAAGUUGAGCAAUGAAGAGCGUGAUAAAAUCUUAGCCAUGCUAGAUGAUGAGCCAGAGACAGAAUCAUUAGAUUCGCAUAGCCUAAAGAAGUUGAUACUAAGUUUCGAGAAGAAGGUAUCAAAGAAUCAAGAGAUGAGAAUUAAACAUCCUGAUGAUCCAAAGAAAUUUAUGGAAUCUGAAAUUGAAUUGUAUGAAGAAAUUCAGAAAUUGAAUGUCAUUGCUACUGCCCCGGAACUCUAUCCACAAUUGGUCGAGCUAAACACUAUCAAAUCCUUCGUUGAUCUGCUGACUCACGAUAAUUCUGAUAUAUCCAUUGCAAUUGUGGAUUUACUACAAGAGAUGACUGAUGUUGAUAGUUUACACGAAAGUCAUGAGGGAGCAGUGGCAUUAAUAGACGUUCUGGUGGAGAAUCAAAUUGUCACUUUAUUAAUUCAAAACAUUGAACGACUAAACGAUUCUAUAAGAGAAGAAGCUGAUGGAGUUCAUAAUACGCUAGCUAUUAUUGAAAAUCUAACAGAGUUUAAACCUGAGUUAUCUACCGAAGCAGCGAAUCAAGGACUUAUGCAGUGGAUUUUGAGGAGUUUAGUGGCGAAACGCAACACCUAUGAUGCAAAUAAAGCCUAUUCUUGUGAAAUACUUGCAGUCCUACUACAAGGCCACGAAGGGAAUCGCACAUUGUUAGGCGAAUUAGAGGGUAUCGACACACUACUUCAAAUAUUGUCUGUAUAUCAUAAGCGAGACCCGACCACCGCAGACGAAAUUGAAAUGCUGGAAAAUUUGUUCGAUUGCCUGUGUUCAUCAUUAAUGCAGUGUCCUGGAAAUUGCGAAAGAUUUUUACGUGGUGAGGGUCUACAGUUAAUGAUAUUGAUGCUAAGAUCGAAAAAGCUUAGUAGCAAAGGAGCAAUAAAAACUUUAACUUAUGUUUUAUCAAACUAUAAUGGACCAGAUUGUGCUGUAAAGUUUAUAGAACUAUUUGGUUUACGUAGUCUUUUUCCUUUAUUUAUGAAAACACCAAAAAUGUUUAAAAAACUGACCAAUGAAAGUGAGCAUAUAGAACACAUUUGCUCCAUUAUGGUCCAUUUAUUUCGGCAUAGUUCAGGACAAUCCAAGUCUAGAUUAGCGAAUAAAUUUAUCGAAAACGAUUUCGAGAAGGUGGAUCGUCUUAUGGAGCUACAUUUUGAGUAUAUGCAUCGUGUUCAAGAAUGUGAUAAUAAAAUCGAAGAAGAAAAACGAGAAUUAGCUGAUGAUGGUGAAGAGAUUGACGAAAGUUUAGAAGAGGAAUUCUAUCUACGUCGAUUGGAUGCAGGUCUUUUUAGCCUGCAUCUUAUUGAUACGAUCAUGUUGGAGGCUUCAGCUGCUGGUGGUCCAAAUGUAAGGCAUCGUAUUCAAACGUUAUUAAAUCAGCAUGGAGGUUCCAUGAAGGCUGUAAAGGAUAUCAUGCGAGAAUAUGCAAGUCAAAUCGGUGACGCAAAUAGUAAAGAUAGCAAAGAUGCAGAACAACGUCGCAUUUUGUCGUUAAUCGAUAGAUUUUAA
This is a messenger RNA of Trichoplax adhaerens, 1704 nucleotides long. RefSeq lists its product as uncharacterized. Bases 1 to 1704 code for a protein of 567 amino acids. NCBI's taxonomy places the organism in Eukaryota, Metazoa, Placozoa, Uniplacotomia, Trichoplacea, Trichoplacidae. Gene Ontology annotation, cellular component: spliceosomal complex. The record is from RefSeq and is a predicted model, not a curated record. The transcript has 17 exons.